CACCAGACCUCCUCAAGUCCAAAUACCUUGUCGCAUCACGAGCUCCCCCGCAUAGGCAAUUGACACCAUGUUAUCUGGCAUCUUGAUCUUUAACCAGAAGGGGGAAAAUCUGAUCUUCCGCGCUUUUCGCAAUGACUGCCGUCCUCGCCUUGCCGAUGUAUUUCGAAUCCAAGUAAUUAGCAAUGCGCAAGUUAGAUCCCCGAUUCUCACGCUGGGAAGUACGACCUUCAGCCAUGUGAAGCACGAGAAUAUCUACCUAGUAGCGAUUACAAAGAGCAAUGCCAAUGCUGCGCUGGUAUUCGAGUUUCUAUACAGGUUAACAGCGCUGGGGAAAGGGUAUUUUGGGAAAUUUGAUGAGGAGGCUGUGAAGAACAACUUUGUGCUUGUCUAUGAGCUUUUAGAUGAGAUUCUAGACUUUGGAUACCCUCAAAAUACCGAGACCGAUACCCUAAAGAUGUAUAUCACUACGGAAGGAGUCAAAUCCGAACGAACAAUGGAGGACUCGGCGAAGAUCACAAUGCAAGCAACCGGAGCACUGUCAUGGAGGAAAGCUGAUGUCAAAUAUCGCAAGAACGAAGCAUUCGUGGAUGUCAUCGAAGAUGUCAACCUCCUCAUGUCAGCAACGGGCACAGUUCUACGAGCAGAUGUCAACGGCCAAAUUGUGAUGCGCGCAUACCUUUCCGGGACACCGGAAUGUAAAUUCGGGCUGAACGAUCGAUUGUUGCUGGACGGUGACAGUCUAUCUUCUUUGCCAUCAGGAAAUAGAAUGGGCACAAAAGCAACAAAAGCCGCAGCUGGUAGUGUUACACUUGAAGAUUGUCAGUUCCAUCAAUGCGUCAAGCUGGGCAAAUUCGACACGGAUCGAAUCAUUUCUUUCAUCCCUCCGGAUGGAGAAUUCGAAUUGAUGCGAUACAGAGCGACGGAGAAUGUUAAUUUACCCUUUAAAGUCCAUGCUAUCGUCAACGAGGUCGGAAAGACCAAGGUGGAAUACAGCAUUGCUAUCCGAGCAAAUUAUGGCAGCAAGCUGUUUGCAACGAAUGUUAUUGUUCGAGUGCCUACGCCGCUGAACACUGCACGCAUCACAGAGCGAUGUACUCAAGGCAAAGCCAAGUACGAACCAAGUGAAAACAACAUUGUGUGGAAGAUCCCGAGAUUCACUGGGCAGAACGAAUUCGUGCUGAGUGCAGAGGCAACUUUGACAAGCAUGACGAAUCAGAAAGCUUGGUCAAGACCACCGCUGAGUCUCAACUUCAGCUUGUUGAUGUUCACCAGCUCAGGACUGCUGGUGCGAUACCUGAAGGUGUUUGAGAAGAGCAAUUACUCCUCAGUGAAGUGGGUUAGGUAUAUGACAAGAGCGGGUUCUUAUGAGAUACGAUUUUGAUUGUUUUACACGGCGUUGGGUUUUGUAGCGAAGCAUAGCGUAUUACGGGUGUAGGCGCACUGGAAUACUGGGUACAUAAUGCGAAAUCCUUUGAUCUGAGAUACUUCUUACGUGUUGAGAGACUCUCCUUCUACUUAAUCUCUCGAAUAGUGCCUACAUUAACGGGAUGUUAAUCGAUGCGGCAGGCCCUGCUAUUAUCCGAAGCCAAGCAAGAUCCGCAAGAGUUCGCUAAUGAGUCCCUAGAGCAGUUCCGUAUCGCCAAUCGAUGACAUACGGUCUUGCAGCUCCAACGAAUGCAGGGAG
Messenger RNA from Mollisia scopiformis, 1684 nucleotides. RefSeq names its product AP-2 complex subunit MU. Lineage: Eukaryota; Fungi; Ascomycota; Leotiomycetes; Helotiales; Mollisiaceae. The coding region runs from base 68 to 1381 and encodes 437 amino acids. Gene Ontology annotation, molecular function: clathrin-cargo adaptor activity. Gene Ontology annotation, biological process: clathrin-dependent endocytosis; intracellular protein transport. The record is from RefSeq and is a predicted model, not a curated record. Gene Ontology annotation, cellular component: cytoplasmic vesicle; AP-2 adaptor complex. The transcript is spliced from 4 exons.